Messenger RNA from Dichomitus squalens LYAD-421 SS1, 1910 nucleotides. RefSeq names its product aryl-alcohol oxidase-like protein. The coding region runs from base 88 to 1797 and encodes 569 amino acids. Lineage: Eukaryota; Fungi; Basidiomycota; Agaricomycetes; Polyporales; Polyporaceae. The transcript is spliced from 11 exons. Gene Ontology annotation, molecular function: flavin adenine dinucleotide binding; oxidoreductase activity, acting on CH-OH group of donors. The record is from RefSeq and is a predicted model, not a curated record.
CUUCGCAUUGCGUUUGUCGCAACGUUGUGGGCUUUUCUGCUACCUCUGUUAGAUGCGGCUGUGUAUAAGGAUGCUUCAGAGCUGCCGAUGGAUGUCUAUGAUUUCGUUAUCGUCGGAGCCGGGGCCGGUGGCAACGUCAUUGCCGCGAGAUUAACGGAGGACCCUCGAUUCAGCGUGUUACUCAUUGAGGCAGGGAUAUCGCAUGAGGGUGUGCUCCCGGUGGAGAUUCCGUUUUUGGCACCGACAAGCUUUCCCAAUACAUCAGUUACAUGGAACUAUAGCACUACUCCUCAAGAAGGCCUGAAUCAACGUGUCCUUCCAUAUCCACGAGGCCGUGUCCUCGGUGGCAGUACUUCUAUCAACUUUAUGGCAUACACUCGCGGAUCCAAUGAGGAGUUUGAUCGCUGGGCAGCUAUUACCAAGGACGAUGGCUGGUCAUGGAAGAAUGUAGAGAUAUACUAUCUUCGGAACUCAAAGCUUGUCCCGCGCGCCGACAACCAGAGUUGUGCGGGUUUGGUCAACCCUGCUGAUCACGGCUUCGGACCCGUCGACGUCAGUCUCCCUGGAUUCCCCACAGAGAUUGACGGUCGCUUUGUCGAUGCCAGCAAGUCUUCCGGUUCUCAAUUCCCAUUUAGCAUAGAUCUCAACAGCGGAAACGCGCUGGGAUUUGAAGGCGUAGUGCAGAAUGCUAUUGGAAGAGGGGCAAGGUCAAGUUCUGCGACUGCAUACCUCGAACCGGCUCUCAAUCGGUCGAAUCUACACGUUCUGAUUGAAAACACCGUAACAAAGCUUAUAUCCACCGGUUCGGUGAAAGGGGCACCGUCGUUUCGUAAAGUGCAGUUUGCACCAAAUGCUACCGCUCCGUACUCAUUGGUAACUGCAAGAAAGGAGGUGAUUCUCUCAGCGGUUUUUCCUGAUGUGGGAACGCCUCAAAUCCUGUUGCUGUCGGGCAUCGGAGACAAGGACCGAUUACGAGCCCUGGAUAUCGAGCCCUUGCUUGACCUUCCGGAUGUCGGCCAGCAUCUCAAAGAUCAUCCUAUCUUGGCAAACUACUGGAAUGUCUCCUCGAAUAAUACAUACGAUGACUUGAGACGCAAUACAACCCUGAUAGAGGCUGCCAUAGCGCAAUGGCAGACUAACCGAACGGGGCGACUGGUCGACUCUCCUGUGCAAUCUCUGGCAUUUAUGAGAGUUCCCGCCAAUUCGAGGAUAUUUGACAAUGUCACGGACCCUUCGGCUGGCCCCCACUCUGGACACUUCGAAUUCCUCUUUGCGGAUGGGUACGGAGCGGUUUCCGUACCACAGCCUCCGACUGGACAUUUCCUCACGGUAUUCUCCGCCGUCGUGGCACCUACGUCUGUCGGUUCUAUCAAGCUCGCGUCAUCGGACCCUUUCGACAAUCCGUUGAUCGACCCGGGAUUCUUCUCAACCGAGUUCGAUACCCUAGUUAUGCUAGAGGCCAUCAAGACCGCCCGACAGUUUAUGGCAUUGCCAGCUUGGGGCGGUCUAGUGUCCGGGCGAUUUGGACCAGUGGGCGACGCCGAGACGGACGAAGAAAUUAUUGCUGCGGCUCGAGUGUCCGUCGAGACAAUAUACCAUCCGGUCUCUACCGCGCGAAUGUCGCCCAGGGACGCAUCUUGGGGCGUGGUGGACCCGAACCUUCUCGUGAAGGGUGCAAGUGGCCUGAGGGUCGUCGACGCAUCUGUUUUCCCCACCAUCCCUGCGGCGCAUACAAUGGCGUUGGUGUAUAUCGUAGCUGAGCGUGCCGCCGAACUUAUCAAGCGUACUUGGGACUGAGGGACGACAUGAUUGGACUACGCUGAUUGUGAUUACGGAUAUUUUCCUAUCGCUCUGCAGAGUCACAAGUGUAUUGUAGACUCUCCAGGAGUGUAUGGAUGCGUGAUUAUCUC